This is a messenger RNA of Colletotrichum karsti, 2811 nucleotides long. RefSeq lists its product as uncharacterized. The transcript has 4 exons. Bases 1 to 2811 code for a protein of 936 amino acids. The record is from RefSeq and is a predicted model, not a curated record. NCBI's taxonomy places the organism in Eukaryota, Fungi, Ascomycota, Sordariomycetes, Glomerellales, Glomerellaceae.
AUGGAGGAAGUCGAAACAGAGAUCGGAGAAGGUGCUUCUGCUCCACCUGUGCAGCCCGACGCAAUUGCGGUGGUGGUUUCUGUAUUCGUGAACGGCAAGGCCGUACCGUGGCCGGCCGGUCAGGCCAACGCGUCCUUCACAGAACUGACAACUCAAAGGCUCGAAAGCAAGAGCUCAGUUGAAGUUGUCACCGCAUACAAGAUGAUUCACCUGGAAAAGUCGAAGGCCGACUGGAAGGACUUUCUUAUUCCCCCGGUUGUUGCCGAUGUGAACAAGCACCUGAAAACCUCGUCGGAAGAUCAGAAAGACAGGUAUCAAGUACAAGACAAGCCCAAGACGAACGACAAGCCUUUCACGAAAUUCGAUUCUCGUGAAGUUCAACGGAAAAUUCUGCAAAGAUUUACGGUGGAGAACGAUGUCUCCAAGAAGCGUAUGCUUGCCAUGACUCGAUCUCUGCGGGAGACGCGAUUUCUCUUCCACGCCAGCGACACCGCACUGUUUUAUGGAAUUGAAUGGGACUUCUUUUUGAAGGAGACACCAUUCAAGGAGGUAUGGGAAAACACAAUUCAAGCCCAGAUCCAUCACAGCGAGAACUCAGAGACAGUAUGGGACAACUCCAUUCGCUACGCAUUAGCGAUCAUGAUGGGUACAAGGGGUAUAAGCAUCAACACACGAUUGCCGCACGAACUUGUCAGAUCUUCUCUCGAUGUUCUGUUUCGUGCCACCAGUCCCAACGGAUUAUUCAACGGCCGGCUUGACGAAAUAACGAAGGAGCCAGCACUUUUCAGCGGGGAGAUGGACAGAGACUUCUACUUCCGCGCUACAUUCGAGAUCCCGUAUAUUUUUCUGACUCAUGGCCGGGGAAUCCAAUUAAGGCUAAAAAUCAAGUCGGAAAAGUCUUCGAGUUUGCCGGAACCGAAUGAAAUGAGAGCUGCUCCCCAUAGCUCCCUGGACGAGGUGGUGGACUUGAUGAUGACAGCGCAGCCGAAACGGCACUCGGCGUCUACGGGGAUGGACGGCGAUCCUUGGUCACCGACACAUUCCAGUACACUGAAUCUCCAAGGCCAAUCUGAGAGUCUACAAGAGAAGAAAGCCACUAAAACGCUCACAAUGAAGAAGAGCAUGCCAUUCAAUAGUCUGGUUGACCAGAGUAGCAUUGUUGAACUGGACGAAGAGUGGCUUUAUAACUAUCCGCCAUUCUUCACCGAUAGAGAGCUUACUGACGUCGAUCUGAAAGAAGAGGUGGGGAGAAUCAUCGAACCGACGGAGGGCGAUGCUUCUGGAGCCGUCGUCACCAGAGCAGCACAUGCAUACAUUGCAAAGUAUGAUGCUUUGACGGCAGACGAGAACGUACCACUGCCAGAAGCUUCAUUUAACCUGCUGGAGAGUAUCAACCCAGACCCGUAUUUCAAUGCCAAAUGGGCGGGGGUUAAAUCGCCUCUUGGGCCACCUCCUUGGGCUUCCCAUGGAACGCGGGUGUGGAUUGCCGAUGUAUUGGAGCAGAAAAGUUUCGCCAAACAACAGGGAGCAGAAAAUGUCGAGUUUUUCGAAGUCUCAAACAACCUUGAUCUUUGGAAAAAGCUGGCGAGCCCUCGAACAUCUAUCAAAGCAAAGAAAAGGUUCAUUUGGCUUCCAGACGCCGACCAUGAGAUGGCUCUGGUCUGCUGCUUGACCAGCCCAUCACCUGAAAAGGCUGCUGUAUCUCUUUUCUUCGAUCGUCAUGCUCAUUACGAAAAUUUCUUCUCCGAAAAGACUACGAUGAUUUACAACACGUGGGAGAGUGAACUCCACCUCAGCUUCUACCGGCUAGUAGAUGAGAGCUACCAAACUACCAAGGAGCAGAUUCCCGAGUCUAGCAUAUUACCCCUUUCUAGCAACGAAUACCGCCGAGUCAUCAACGAACUCGAGGGCACCACUAGUCUUCGCAUCAGAGUUCUGCAGAAUCACUUAGGCAAUAUUCAGUCGCUGAGGGAGACGCUGAAGACUAGCCAGGAACAGUUACGCGACGACAUUGGUUUCUACGGUGCUGAGAACAUUCGAUUCUUCACUUACGUUACUGCUGUGUUUCUGCCUCUGGGUUUCGCGGCCAGCAUAUUCAGCAUGAGUGAAGAGCCUCCGGAGGGCGUGCUGAGACCCAUGGUCAUCUGCUCAGUUAUCGCGCUUGUUCUGACGUUUGUUGCAUUAGCAAAUGCCAAGCGGCUGAAUGCGAUUGUAAAAGAAGUGUCAAUGUUCGUCACCCGCUAUUCUCUCAGCAAAAUGAGCACCAGCCCUCUGAUGGCAGGUCACAAGAGGAGGAAGCGAGAGCAACGGGACAGACGCAUACAGCACGCUGAAGAGGCCAAGGUCGAGAAUCCUUCUGGCAGCAACCGCCCUGGUAGCCCUUCUCGGGCAAGCCGAGUAACUAAAGCGCGCGACGAACAGAUAUCGUGGUGGUUCUGGUUCUGGCUGGCAUAUUUCUUCAUAGAAUUCCCGGCCAGAAGAGUGCUCGUCGCAUACCGCAGCCUGAGUAAGAAGGAGGUUACGAAAUGGACUACAUAUGUCCACGUGAUCAUAGGCGUGCUGAUCUUACCCGUCUUCAUUGUCAGCUUUAUUCUUCAGCUAUUGGUUUACAAUGUUGUGGACUUCGCAAAAUAUCUUUGGGAAGCUCUCAUGCAGUACAUGGAAUCUCAUGACCCUAAUGAGACCAAAAACUUUGAACGCCACCUGAAUUGGCUGACCUAUCCCAUGGAUCCAAAAUGUCGACCCUUUAAGGGAAAGCUUCAAGAACUCAAAAAGUCCAAAGAUGAAGCCUCGAGCAAAGCCCCCUCCUAG